Molecule: messenger RNA, 462 nt
Organism: Anisakis simplex (herring worm)
Lineage: Eukaryota; Metazoa; Nematoda; Chromadorea; Rhabditida; Anisakidae
Source: the annotation of a GenBank genome assembly
AUGAUGGGCAGUAAGAGGGAUUGCCGAGUUUACGUUGGUAAUUUACCGUCGAAUAUAAAGCAGCGAGAUUUGGAGGAUCUGUUCGAUAAAUACGGACGCAUUUGUUUCAUCGAUGUGAAAUACAGUCGCGGUGCACCGUUCGCUUUUCUUGAAUUCGAGGAUCCACGUGAUGCGGAAGAUGCGAUUCGUGGACGAGAUGGGUACGAUUUGGAUGGGUGUCGUAUUCGUGUGGAAUUAACUCGGGGGGUCGGUCCACGUGGACCGGGAGGUCGUCCCAUCUACGCGGGUGGUGCCUAUGAUCGUAGACCUGCACCGGCUCCUCGAGAUCGGCGUCUGUCAAGUGGUGGCAGAGAUAGCAGUCGAAAAUCCGGUUAUCGCGUCAACAUCUCAGGAUUACCCACAUCUGGUUCAUGGCAAGAUCUCAAGGUUUAUUAUUUAUCUUAUAUUUUUUUGAAUGAUAAU